Molecule: messenger RNA, 741 nt
Organism: Colletotrichum spaethianum
Lineage: Eukaryota; Fungi; Ascomycota; Sordariomycetes; Glomerellales; Glomerellaceae
Exons: 1
Coding region: 1-741 (246 amino acids)
Molecular function (GO): acyltransferase activity, transferring groups other than amino-acyl groups
Source: RefSeq, a predicted model, not a curated record
AUGUCGUCCGCCAGCAUCACAAUCACCACCCUUCCCAAAUCCCACCCAGACCCCUCAAGAUUUCACCACCUGACAAGCCUCUACAAAUCCUUUCGCCUCCUCUCCCUCCGCCUCUCCCCAGAGUCAUUCGGCUCGACGUACGCCCGCGAAGCCGCCUUCCCCUGGGAGACAUGGACGUCGCGUCUCGAGAACCCGCUGGCGACAACGGUCGUCGCCUAUGAAAGUCCAUCGUCGGACCCCAGCCUUGCCCUUGACAACGAACCACCCUCGGCAAGUGCCAAACUCGACGCGUCUAUGGACGCGGAAUGGAUCUCCUCCCUAACCAUCAUGGGCCCGCUCAACCCCUCAACCCUCGCAACAUCCCUCCAUCUCGACCCCGACCUCGUCGACUUUGGCCCCGCGCAUGCGACAGACAAGCCGACUGCGAACUACGUGCUGAACGGGAUGUACGUGAUCCCCUCCGCAAGGGGCAGGAAACUGGGCAUCCACACGCUCGAGUACGCCAAGAACCUGGUGGCGUCGGAAGCGGAUUCGCACGGCCAGCAUGCGCGAGUCUCGCUCAUUGUCGACUACGACAACGUCUCGGCGAGGAGGACGUACGAAAAGUGCGGUUUCGAGAUUGUGCAUCGGUACUGGUUUAACGACUAUCGCGAGGGGAGAGAGGCGCGGACCGAGGCGGCGGUCAUGAUGCUUGAUCUCGAAAAUGAAGGUGCCCAGCAUGUCAGAGACGAUGAUUCAUGA